Messenger RNA from Ylistrum balloti, 2237 nucleotides. RefSeq lists its product as uncharacterized. The transcript is spliced from 16 exons. Gene Ontology annotation, molecular function: copper ion binding; oxidoreductase activity, acting on paired donors, with incorporation or reduction of molecular oxygen, reduced ascorbate as one donor, and incorporation of one atom of oxygen. The coding region runs from base 1 to 1971 and encodes 656 amino acids. NCBI's taxonomy places the organism in Eukaryota, Metazoa, Mollusca, Bivalvia, Pectinida, Pectinidae. The record is from RefSeq and is a predicted model, not a curated record.
AUGAGGGUUUGGAGGGACAUCCUCAAUCUGACACUUAAUAUAAAGGACGAUCAGUAUCGAUGUACAGAUUACCUAAUCCCCCUUAAUGAGUCCUAUAACGUUGAGUAUGAUCCCCUUCCCAGUGUUAACAUGGCUCACCACGUUCUACUUAUGGAGUGUCCAGAAUCGAACCACACUGAGAGCACAAGAACCUGUCUGAGGAUAUGUCGCUAUUUGAAGCGAAUCCAGAUGACCUGGUCAGAGAUUGUUACCAACCAAGGUGAAGGAGGCGUGGUCGACGCUGUAAGUGGGACAAGGUACACACCUCCAAAUGGCGUUGAUACAAAGGGAGAUUUGACAGUAGUCAGAGAGUUAUUGGUUUACGGAACAGACCCAUGCCUACAGAUACAAACAGGAAAUGAUCCAUUAGAAACAAACACAACAACUGAUGUACCUCAGAGUGAAAAUCUGCCUGAGGACUCAUCUGACGCGGAGACAAAGGAAAUAGAUGGAUCUACACCGUCUAUGAAAGACUACUGGAUUGAACACUCAAAGGAUGCAUCUAUGCAAGAAAUGAUGCUUGAUAACGACGCAGAGGAACUUAGUAAAGAUGAACUGCCCGAGAUAUUAUCGUAUCUGCCCAAGUACGAUGGUAUGGAUGUUGUCGAGCUUGGAGCAGGUAUAGGACGAUUUACAACUCAACUGGCACAGAAGGCAAGGAAAGUGCUGGCGGUAGAUUUCAUGGAGAAUUUCAUUGAGAAGAACCGGGAAAUUAACAAAAACAUGACAAAUAUUGAUUACCUCGCUGCUGACGUGAUGGACAUGGAAUUGAAGAGUGAUGACUGGGACAUAGUGUUUUCUAACUGGCUAUAUAUGUAUCUGGAUAAUGACCAGCUUACAUAUUUCUUACAAAACACACUUUCGUGGUUACGUACGGACGGAUACAUGUUUUGUAGAGAAUCAUGUCUUCAGCAAUCAGGCAGCAAGGUGAGAACUAUCAAUCCUACUUACUACAGAGAUCCGCUAGUAUACGAGUCUUUGUUCACUAGUGUCACUAUUCCUACAGAAGAUGGUCGAGGAUUUUACGGUUUUGAAAAGGUCUUCUCCAAAUCGGUCGAUACAUAUAUCAAGAUGAAAAACAAUGAGAAUCAGCUCGUAUGGCUGAUACAGAAGGUGAGGCGAGGAUAUGACACGGCGAAGAAUUUUGCUCCUCUCCCUGAACUGAAGGAACAAAGACAGUUAGAAACUUCUCACAUUCUACGUCGGGAGGAAUUGGUCGGCAGAGGUUUUAUAAGAACUGGAGGACUUCAUAUUGCUAAGAUGACAGCUGAAAUGCUCAAACUUCGUGCAAGUCAAAAGGUGCUGGAUUUCAGUUGUGGAAUCGGAGGUUUCAGUAUACAUAUCGCAAAGACGUAUGGUGUAAAUGUUGUCGCUAGCGACCCGUCUUCAACUUCAGUACAGAUCGGUCGCGAACGGGCAAAGGAGGAGGGUGUGACACAGAUAAAAUUUGAGGUCGCGUCAAUUGAAAGGCGAAUACAUAAUCCAGAAUCGUUUGACGGCAUAUACAGCCGUGACGCCAUCGGAAAUAUUACGGAUAAAUUGUCUUUGUUACGGAGAUUACAUGACGCCAUGAAACCAGGAGGUAGGCUAUUGAUGUCAGAAUACUGUAUUGACGAGGAAAUCGAAGACAUAGAUAUAGAAACAGAUGUCUUUGACGAGGAACUUGAUCACAAUAGCAAUGUCCCGAGGAAGGUGCUUUCAACAGGGGCAAUUCUUGAUAUGAUUAAAGAGGUGGGAUUUGUCAAGGUAACAGCAGUAGAUAAAACUGAUGACAUCUUACGGGCUCUUGAAAGUGAAUUACUUCUUGUGAAGGAGCGGUCAAAUGCUGAAUGUUUAGACACACUAACUGUGAGGAGAAAAGUGGUCAAUAAACUUAAAAGUGGUAACGCUUGGAUGUUUUUCUACGCAGAAAAACAAAAAACUUCUCAAUAAUAUCCAUCGUAUAUAAAAUAAUAACUGCACAUUGUUUUCAUAUCGCUUACAACCGUCAAAUCACAGUCAACAUUUUCCUUUUAGUGUUUGAUUUCAACGACACUCUCGAUGUAUCGCCGAUGUCCUUGUAACAUUAUUAAUCGUGUAAUUGUUUGAUGAAAAUGACGAUGAGAAAUAUUUGAUAAAAAAUGGAACAUUAUGGACUUAUAUUUUCUAACAUGUUGUCUAUUAUUGCAUAAAGACAAAUAAAAGAACAAUAUAUAUUA